Messenger RNA from Mustela erminea (ermine), 3797 nucleotides. It is a transcript of the gene SDCBP2, whose product is annotated as syndecan binding protein 2. The coding region runs from base 1488 to 2354 and encodes 288 amino acids. Gene Ontology annotation, cellular component: cytoplasm; plasma membrane. The record is from RefSeq and is a predicted model, not a curated record. NCBI's taxonomy places the organism in Eukaryota, Metazoa, Chordata, Mammalia, Carnivora, Mustelidae. The transcript has 8 exons. Gene Ontology annotation, molecular function: protein binding.
GGUAGGACGCAUGCGUUCUAGAUGCCGCUGCGCGCCCUAGCGCCCCCAGUGGGGACUCUGCGCAGGCGUCGUAGCCCCGAGCAACUGGCAGACGUCGCUAUCGCCCGGUUUAGGAGCUGAGGGUGUGUCAGAGUGGGAGAAGUUUGGAGAGUUUCAGCAGUGCGACGGAUUUGGAAACUGAGGCCUGGGGUGAAGAACAGGCUCUAGCGACUCGUGGGGCUUUCCUCAGCUCCCCAUGCAUGGACUUUGUGCCUGCUUGCGUAAAGCGAGAAGAUUGAGGCUGGCAGGGAGAAAGCGGGUCCGUCCUGAAUGGUGGUUCCCGGUGGGUGAACCAGCCUGAUGCUGGGUCGUUAUUAUUAACACGGAACACGAGCAAUGAAAGUAAUUUAUAGUAGGAGAACACGCUCUUAACUUUGCAAAAGCCGAAACAGGAUUACACCAGAUCGUGUUUGUACCUAACUCAAAAUGAGUAUGUUUGGAUUUAAGAGAAGACAGCAUUCAACUGAACUCUGCCACAGUUUGUAUUGGACGUCUCCAGUCAAAGGAUAAGUGUUUGUGUACAGAAUGUGGUGAACAGGACACAGCCCCUGCCUGCCCUUGUGAGGUGAGGGAUCUGGUAUGACAAAAUACCCAGAUGUCAAUAAUGUGGUAUGAUAAAUAGCUAGGCAGUAGAGAGCACAACUCAGGGUUAGGAACACAAGAAGACCCGACCAACUAGCAGGGGGGCAUCCCACAGCCUGAAAAAGGCAACCCAAGAAAUAGCAUUUGAGCUAAACCUUCAAAGAGUACUCCAGAGGGAGGGGUGGUGUGCCAGAAGCAGAUGGCCCAGGUGACUAGUCCUUGGUGCACAGUAGAUACUCAAAUGAUGUGAGUGCACAGACGGAUGAUUGAACGAGGCACUAAGCAUAUUUGUUAACUGGGAGCCAUUCCCGACUAAAUCAUAAAUGUUAAAAGGCAGGGGAAUGCCUAUUUCCUAAUGCUGCCCAGAGCCCGAAACUGAGUGGAGACUCACAGAAGGUGAAGGUGGUGAAGAUCCCAGAUACAGAGAAAGUGUUGUGUGGUCCUGGCCUGGGAGUGAUUUCUAGGAAGUGGAUCUCUGGUUUUGUUCUCCUAGAGGGUAACCACUAAAAAUACAACUGCUGUGCUGCUUCAGUGGUAGAAAAAGCGGGGCAGAGCUGACCUCUCAUUUUCACAUAUACUCCUCAUACAUCAUCCUCGUAACAAGGCUUAUUUUUGGCGGGUGGUACCUGCUGAGGACUGUCACAAGAGAAAAUUCCCCCAGAGUGUGUGCACAGUGGGGAAAUUCACAGGCAAAGAAAGAGGUUUACUCUCCCUGCUGGUCUAAAGAAGUCAGAACCAGUCUCCCUCUCCCUCUGGGACAACCUCUGCCCUCUUGAGGUGAUCAUUUCUGCAGCAAAGACCAGACUAGGACAAGGAUCUGGAGCUGCCUGCUUCCGGGAGCCAAGCAGGUGUUCCAAGGAGGCGCCAUGUCCACCCUGUACCCAUCUCUGGAGGACCUGAAGAUGGACCAAGCUAUUCAGGCCCAGGCCAGAGCUGCAUCCAGGAUGCCUGCCCUGCCAGUCUCCCAGUCUUCAGUUUUGUACCCAAGCCUGGCAGAAUUGGAAAAUUACAUGGGUCUUUCCCUCUCCAGCCAAGAAGUCCAGCAGAACCUGCUUCAGAUUCCAGAAGGUGCUACCACAGUGAGCUCUGGCCCCUCACCAGGCCAGCUGGUGGCACCACUAUCUGGGAACAGCCUUGGCACACGGCGUGUGGAGAUCAAGCCUGGGGUACGUGAGAUCCACCUGUGCAAGGACGAGCAUGGCAAGACAGGACUGCGGCUGAAGGCCAUUGACCAGGGGCUCUUUGUGCAGCUGGUGAAGGCCCACAGCCCUGCGUCUCUUGUGGGGCUGCGCUUCGGGGAUCAGAUCCUGCAGGUUGACGGGCGUGACUGUGCCGGGUGGAGCACGGACAGAGCCCACCGGGUGCUGAAGAGGGCGUCGGCCGAGAAAAUCAUCAUGGUCGUUCGGGACAGGCCCUUCCAGCGGACGGUCACCAUGCACAAGGACAGCGUGGGCCACAUUGGCUUUGUCCUCAAGAAGGGAAAGGUGGUCUCUGUGGUCAAAGGGAGUUCUGCGGCCCACAACGGGCUCCUCACCAACCACGCCGUGUGUGAGGUGAACGGGCAGAACGUCGUCGGGCUGAAGGUAGGCCGGCGGGAGCUGCAGGGGCUGAGAGCUGGCUGCACGGAGGGCAGGUUCGUGCCUGCGGGCGGGCUGCUGUCCCUCUCGAAGCCCGAGGCCCUCCUCCUCCAGUUGCUGAGAGGGUACUCUAAGAUGAGGGAGAUAGAGCUCUGAGCACAGGGCCAAGCCCAUGGGAAGUGCUCAGUAAAUACAAGCUAUUGCCUGGCAGCCAGAGGAGCGGUGGGGUCAGAGGAGCGGUGGGGUGGGGGUGAGGGGGAGCGCUGCCAGGACAGGGCGCCUGGGGAGGGGGCUGCUGGCUGCGCAGAUACCUCCCUCCUCCCUCCUCCCUCCCCGGUGAUACUGGCUCACAUUCCCCGUAAUAAGAAGAUUUUAGAAAAUUGCUGCUCAGAAACACACUUCUGGCCUCUGUUCAUCUUUGGAGGGUGUGUGUGUGUGGUGAGUUUUAUCUUUAAAAAGCAAGAAGGAGCAAGGGGUCCAGGGUCUAGUGGAUGCUGCCCAAGGGGUGGGCGCCUUCAGGGACCGGGGAUGAUGAGUCAUGUGGCUUUUUGUUCCUGAACAAGUGAAAAGGGCUUGAUGCUGACUCGCUGCCCCCCGGACCGUGCGUGGUCCUCCAUCGCGGCUGUGACUGAGAGGGAGGAUGCUGUCCCCUCCUGCCUUCCGAACUGUGGGUCUCCCCUGGCUGACGCGGCCUGGGCAGUGGCCUCCCGCUCUGCAGGUGGCAUGGAUCUAAGCCAGUACCCCACCCUCUCAAGGGCCGUCACCAAGCCAUUCCUGUCCCAUCUCUGCUUCCUGUGCUGGACAGUCUCCACUACCAUGUGCGGCAGACCCUCCCUCCCCAAAGGCUCGCGUCUUCGUGAGGAACUUGCCAGUUACCCUGGCAAACCGCGGUGCUCAGAGGCUCUGAAGACUGGGGUUCUCCCUUUCCUGGAUGGCUCCAUGUAGCUGUGCUUUUUGAGAUGGUUUUGUCUCCUGAAAGCAGAUCCGUUUCCACCCUGUGGCUGUCACUAGUCCCACUAGCACGUCCUCGCAUCUCAUCCCACAAUGGCUGAGCACGUGACCAAGUUAGAUGUCUGUGAUCGGUCGCUCUGUCUCUGAGGAAGGGCCGGAAGCUCUUCUGUGGCCGUGCUUCAGAGUUUGGUCUGCUUGGCCCACUUGUAGAGCUUUGUCCUUUCUUGUUCUCCCCAUGGUCUGAAUGGCGUCCGCAGACCUUCCUUGCGUUACUGGGCAACAAGGUAUAAGAUGAAGGCCCGUGAAGGGUCUGCUCGGCUGGCCGGCCAACAGGAGCCCAGUGGCUGGGUCAUGCACCUGACGGCCCCCACGGCAGGGUGAUUUUCUUGUGCUUUGGGACCAGAGCCUGUGUGUGACUGACUCCCACACACUGGCCUUUGGGGGUGGGGAGUGUGCUCGUCUUUACCGCAGAGACCUGGUCCGGGGCCUUACAUUCUUGCUCAAACAAGUCUUCGCCUGGUGUUUGCCUGGGACCCUCACCUGAUGGCAGCAGGGUCCUUUAGCCAGGGCCUUGCUGACCGCCCUCCUGCCCCCCCCACCACCACUGCAGAGGGGCCUCAGAGUCACCCCUGGCUGCAGGGUGACUGG